Molecule: messenger RNA, 1005 nt
Organism: Lachancea nothofagi CBS 11611
Lineage: Eukaryota; Fungi; Ascomycota; Saccharomycetes; Saccharomycetales; Saccharomycetaceae
Source: the annotation of a GenBank genome assembly
AUGUCAGACAUUGUUGGAAUCGAAUACAAUCGUGUUACAAAUACCACAUCUACGGAUUUCCCAGGUUUCCAGAAGGACCAAAGUGCCGCAUGGGAUUUAGAUCAAUUCAAAAACACAUUUGACGUGAAAAUCAGUUCUCUUGACGAGCGUGAAGCUAACUUCGACCUCGUUCACAUUGAUACUUCGAUUGCCAAUGCGUUCCGUAGAAUCAUGAUCUCUGAAGUGCCUUCAGUUGCGCCAGAAUAUGUGUACUUUUUCAACAACACGUCUGUGAUACAAGACGAGGUGUUGGCACACAGAAUUGGGCUCACUCCUCUCAAAGUCGAUCCAGAUAUGCUGUCGUGGAUUGACCCUGCUUUGCCAGAAGCCGAAAAGUUCACGGAUGAAAACACUAUUGUGCUUACAUUGAACGUCAAAUGUACCAGGAACCCGGAUGCGCCUCAGAACUGCACAGAUCCCAAGAUUCUAUAUCGCAACGCACACAUCUACGCUCGUGACUUGAAAUUUGAACCUCAAGGCAAACAGCUCACAACUUUUGCCAAAAGCCCUGUGGUUCCAUCUGAUCCGGACAUUUUGCUCGCUAAACUUAGACCCGGUCAGGAAAUUUCUCUAAGAGCUCACUGUAUACUUGGUAUUGGCAGUGACCACGCAAAGUUUUCUCCUGUUUGCACAGCCUCUUACAGACUGAUGCCUCACAUCAAUAUUACACAGCCAAUUACUGGAGAUUCAGCUCAAAAAUUCGCUGAGUGCUUCUCACCAGGCGUUAUUGGGAUUAGCGGCAAGGGCGAAGCCUACGUGAAAGACGCAAGAAAUGAUACUGUAUCACGAGAGGUUUUGAGAUAUGAGGAGUUUGAGGAUAAAGUCAAGCUUGGAAGAGUUAGAGAUCACUUCAUUUUCAACGUGGAAACUACCGGCGCCAUGACUCCAGAAGAGAUAUUUUUCAAAAGUGUCAGGAUUCUCAAGAACAAAGCUGAGUACCUGAAAAAUUGUCCCAUUUCUCAAUAA